AUGGGGAAAUCCUCGACGAUCUUCCCCUACUGCUUAGUAAUCUCUCUCUUCGUCCUCGUAUCGUCCUCGAGCGGUACAGACACAAUUCAGCAGUUGCAGAACAUCAGCGAUGGCCAGACUCUCGUCUCCGCCGGCGGGAUCUUCGUGCUGGGGUUCUUCUCUCCGGGGGAUUCCGGUAAGAGGUAUCUGGGCAUAUGGUUCGCCGUUUCUAAUACAACAGUCGUAUGGGUCGCGAACAGAGAUAAGCCUCUCAACGGCUCCUCCGGUAUCCUGCGCAUCGACACCAGCGGCAAUCUCGUCCUCACCGGGAACCCUCCCAACACAAUCUUCUGGUCUACGGGACAAACCAGCUCGGUCGGCGCCACCGCACAGCUGCUGGACUCCGGCAAUUUCGUGCUCAGAGAAGGGAGUAGUCUUACGGCCGGAGACUUUCUCUGGCAAAGCUUCGACCACCCAACGGAUACCAUGCUUGCGGGGAUGAAGAUCGGGCCGGACUACAGGACCGGGCGUGAUCGGAACCUGACGGCGUGGAGGAACGCGACCGAUCCCUCGCCGGGGCGAUUCACCUACAAGCUGGAUCCUCGCGGGAUGGGUCAGCCCUUUGUGCUGGAUAACACGACGGUGAUCUACCGUAGUGGCCCCUGGAACGGGCUCCGGUUCAGCGGCACACCGACGACGAAGUCCUACACGAUGUUCAACUUUACCGUGGUACAUAAUCUGGAGGAGACGUACUACCAGUACGGGAUAACCCAGGAGCCGACCCUCGCUAGGCUGGUGACGGAUCAUUCCGGAGUGGCGAGGCGCUUGCUGUGGGAUAGUAAGAAGGCGGGCUGGCAGGAACUAUGGAGUUCGGACCUCGACCGGUGCAGCAACUACUCCCUCUGCGGCCCCAACGGGGUCUGCAACAGCGAUGCUUCUGUCGCAUGCAACUGCCUUAGGGGAUUCCGGGUCAAGCACCAAGACGAGUGGAAUAUUCGAAACUGGAGUGGAGGCUGCGUGAGGAAUACGAGUCUGAACUGCACCGACGGCGACGGGUUUCGGCUGGAGACGGGGAUGAGGUUGCCGGACACGGUGAACUCCACCGUCGACAUGGGCAUGAAUCUCGAUGAAUGUAGGGAAACAUGUCGGAAGAAUUGCUCCUGCGUGGCAUACGCGAGCGCGAACAUCAGCGGAGGAGAAAGUGGUUGCAUAACCUGGAUUGGGGAUCUGAUUGAUAUCAGAACUUUUGGGGAAGUUGAAGAUGGGCAAAACAUUUACAUACGACUUGCGAAGGCUGAUCUCGGUACGUUCUACCAUCUCACUCACCUGAGCGUCUACUCGAGUAAAAUCACGUCUGACUGGUCUGAACCAGCGCCUCAAGGAUGCUCCGAUGUUCAUACUUUUGGGGUUCUUCCCUCCUAAACCAGAAUCACAAGUCGUAUCUGAGUAGGCUGAUCAAAUGCCUUAUGCCUUUCCAUUUAGUAUCUUCCCGACCCAUUUAACCUACGGCUAUUCGCUACAGGGAUAUUUGAUAUUCUGCUGAAACCGCAGCAAGAUUAGGGUUUCUGUUCGAGAGGAGGUAUAAAACUGCGAAUUAACCUCCUGUUUUCAUAUUUCCGUUGCAUUUUCCCGUUUUAAAAGGAAUUCGAUGGGAACUAUUAUUUUCCGGAGUAGAUUAUCCAUACGGAGUUCUUUUCAGGAAAGGAGAUCCAUAUUUUGUUAGUAAUUUUGUAGCAGUCAGUAUGGCUCAUUAACUAUUUAUUAAUGUUUUUUUUCGGGAGGGGGGGGCGGGGUAGAGGGGAAAGGGACUGGCCAUCGUGGCCAGGGGUGGGCUUUAGCCCAUGGGAAAUGGAUUGGAAAGGAUGCCUCCUCCGAAGCCCAUUCAUUUCUCGGCAGUACCCCCGGGUCGACCGACGGCCACCCUUCACGGAUGCCGUUCCCCCUGGGAGACUUCAGAGAGAGCCGUCUUGUGAGGCUCUCUGCUGAGUGGGCGCCGCAUUGCCAGUCGGCAAGGCCACUCUUCGCGAGGAGGCUGUCCGAAAAUGCGGACGGUUGUGGAGGCUUUCUCGCGGUGGCUAUUCGCCAUGGAGGUCCGCAGCGGUGAGCCGCAACCCUGCGGCGGACGGCCCCCGAGAGAACGCCCUCUUCGUCAAGCGUUGAGCCUCGCAGCGGCAGCGUACACGAUGGCCCUCAUCUAUGUUACGAGCUGUGUUCUUCACUAUCUAAUUCGAAGUGGUUAAGAGAAAUUCGUUUCAUAUUUUUGCCACUGCUUCUGGGUUCAGGAAUGUUAGACAGCAAAAUCAAGGUAUCGCAACGACUUCCUCCAGUCGACAACUCUGCAUCUUCAUUCUCUUUUGAGAUAAAUAAAUAAACUGGGUCCUCUGCCCUUACUGUUUAACUUCAUUCGCGUUGAAUCUUCCUUCAAACCUGUCCUCCUAGAGCGAGUUCUUAGAGGGGAGUUCUCAGCUGAUCUACUUCACCUUUUCUGUCCCGCCCUUCGUUAGGUAAACAUAAUUAAUUAGUGAUCCUAUCGGUUCCUCCUGCUGAUAAUAUAGGCCUGUUUACAAGGCCGUGGAACAGCACGGCAGCCUACAGAAUGGCUGCAAAUGCACAUCCAGCUUACUUCCUCGUCGUGAUUUUCUUUUCCCUGAAUAUUCAGAAGCAUCCAGAUUUUUACUUAACAUCAAAUUCUCUCUCAUGCAGAAGAGAUUCUUGGGAAUCCAUCUAAGAAGAAACACUGGGCAAUCAUCGCCGUCACGGUGGCUUCAGCUUUGGUGUUGCUUUCUUCGGUACUUUGGGGAUAUUGCAUAUGGAGAAAGAGGAAUCAGAAGGCGGAAGCCAUAAUCGAACAUGGUUAGAUGAAAAGAACUUUCACAAAGGAUUUCCAUUUGAUUGUCCUCUGUAGAACUGGAAAACUUUUAUGUGGAAAAUACUAAUAGCACUAAGGAAUCACUUUUAUCAUCUAGUGAAACAUUCGGGCGCAUGCAACUGCUGUUUAAUCUUAGCGUCCAUGCAUCUAUGUCAGGUUCAAGGUUUCAAAGCAUCAACAAUGGUCUUACUGAUGAAAACAACGAUCUGCCCCUGUUUGAUUUGGAUACGAUAGCAUUGGCCACAAACAAAUUCGCAGAUGCAAAUAAGAUCGGGAAAGGAGGGUUUGGUUAUGUCUACAAGGUGAGAUUUCCUUUCUAUCGCGUCUCCUAGUAAAACGUGUUCCUUAUCAGCUAACAAUACGUCAGGUUUUUUAUAUCCUCCUCCUGGAGGUGUCUUACUCCUUGAUGACUUAUUGGAGACGUAGUGCUAAUUUCGCAAGCCUUCUGUGCAAAUUAUCAGGGAAAAUUUCUGGACGGGCGAGAAGUGGCUGUAAAGCGACUCUCCUCACAUUCUGAAGAAGGGAUUGAAGAGUUCACGACUGAGGUUAGGCUGAUUGCCAAACUCCAACACAGAAGCCUUGUCCGGCUUCUUGGAUGCUGCAUUGAAGGAGGAGAACGACUGUUGGUCUACGAGUACAUGCCCAAUAGUAGCUUGGAUGUCUUCAUAUUCGGUAGGAUCCUUGACUUUUUGUUUUGAUUGCAAUCAUAGGGAUUAGAAUUUUCAAUAUUGUCCCAAUGCUUGCGAACAAUGAUACUGAUGAUGGUCGCAAGUAACUUAUAGGGAUCCGCCAGUAGCGUUAAAAGCCAUUGGUUGUUGACCCAGAAAAGAACCUUCAUUUACAUGCAGGUGAUGUCCAGAAGCGUCGGUUAUUGGACUGGGAAAAGCGCUUGGACAUAAUCUUGGGGGUAGCCCGUGGGCUUCUCUACCUCCACCAGGAUUCACGGCUCAGAGUCAUCCACAGGGAUCUCAAGGCAGCCAACAUACUCCUAGACGAGGCUAUGAACCCCAAGAUCUCGGACUUUGGCACUGCCAGGAUCUUUGGAAGGAACCAAAUGGAGGACAACACAAUCAAAAUAGUCGGCACCAUGUACGUCCUCUCUCUUGAGCUAGUUAUUCAUUUUGGUUUGAUCUCAUGACGAACAGUGACAGUAUUAUUUUCGUUUCACGAACGGUGCAGCGGAUACAUGUCCCCAGAGUACAUCAUCAAUGGGAAUUUUUCGGAGAAGUCUGACAUCUUCAGCUUUGGAGUUUUGGUGUUGGAGAUCAUAAGUGGAAGGAAGAACCAGUGGGUCUCACAGAAGAACACCCACAUGCAGCUUCUUGCUAACGUAAGUGCAGCACUGCAAGACCAAUCUACAGAAUACCAUUGCAUUUACCGCAAUCAUCAUUGGCUACUAAUGGCCCAAAGAUGCAUGCAAUGCUUACUCUUAUGGGAAACCUUCAUAUCAGGCUUGGAGACUGUGCAGAGACAACCAAUGUGAUAAGCUCCUGGACGACACACUGAGGCCUCCAACUAAGUUCUCCGAUGUCCUGAGGUAUAUGAAGGUUGGGCUACUGUGUGUGCAGGAGUCUCCAGACGACAGGCCAACCAUGCAAGAGGUGGUUCUCAUGCUGGCCAACAGGACCUCAGUGCUGCCACAGGCCGAGAAGCCCGGGUUCUUUAAACCCACCAGCCUGGCGGCAGCAGCCCAGUGGUUCUCAGACGGCUAUAAUUCAUUGUCCUCUGCCAACGUGAUUACUCUCACGAAUGUUGAAGGCCGCUGA
This is a messenger RNA of Spirodela intermedia, 4614 nucleotides long. Lineage: Eukaryota; Viridiplantae; Streptophyta; Magnoliopsida; Alismatales; Araceae. The record is from the annotation of a GenBank genome assembly.